AGAGAGAGGUUCCGAGAGCGGGCCGGCGGGGGCGGGUCAAGCCACCCUAGCGUGCCAAGAUGCCAAGACCAGGUUCAGGUUCCAGCUGUUGAAUUUCGAGAGCCUCCAGAGCAGAGCUCCAGGACAAAUUUGCCUGAGCUGUUGUUCAAGCUCUCCACAACGCCGAAGAUGGCAGACAAGGAGCUCAAAACUGAUGCCUCAAGCAGGAAAGAUGGAGCGGCGACCAAUCCUCGAGGCAUCCCAUAUGCGCCCUUCGUCGACAAGGUGGAAGAUUAUGUUACCGGCCGCGCAGAAGUCGAGGCGACCUUGAAGAAGUUCCAAGAGAUGAUACAAAAAUAUCAGUUCAUGGAAGCAAAUAAGCAAAGGGCAGCAAUGGGCCACAGAGAAAAGAUACCAGACAUACAGAAGACGUUGGAUAUGGUGAAGUUUCUCAAGACAAGAAAGCCUGGUGCGGACCCUAUCGAGACAACAUUCGAAUUGAACGACACUCUGUAUGCAAAGGCAAACAUACAACCUACGGAGGAGGUUUAUCUAUGGCUUGGAGCAAAUGUUAUGCUUUCAUAUCCCAUCGAUGAAGCCGAUGAACUUCUUACGACGAGACUUGCAACAGCCAAGCUGAAUUUGACAAACUGUGAAGAAGACCUUGACUUUCUAAGAGAGCAGGUUACGACUAUGGAGGUUGCUACGGCACGAGUGUAUAAUUGGGAUGUGACUAUGAAGCGGAAAGAGAAGCAAGACCAAGUAGCACUGGAAUCUGGAGGAAAGGAUGGGUCGCCAAAUGGAUGA
Messenger RNA from Lachnellula hyalina, 786 nucleotides. Its product is annotated as putative prefoldin subunit. The record is from RefSeq and is a predicted model, not a curated record. The transcript has 6 exons. The annotation marks the transcript as partial. Gene Ontology annotation, molecular function: tubulin binding. NCBI's taxonomy places the organism in Eukaryota, Fungi, Ascomycota, Leotiomycetes, Helotiales, Lachnaceae. Gene Ontology annotation, cellular component: cytoplasm; prefoldin complex. Gene Ontology annotation, biological process: protein folding; tubulin complex assembly; microtubule-based process.